UUUGCUCUUCUUCUCCCUCGUACCGGUACUAUUCUCGCUGUUGGUCUUCAUUGCAGCAGCGACCUGCCGGCCGAGCGGAGCAGCGCUUGUAACAUGAAAACCACAGAUACGUGCUUAUAACUGAAGCCCAACCACCUUCUUCCCUGCCCUAGUAGAAUCCUUUGUCCUUUUUCAGUACUACUACUCGCCAUCGAUCUGAUCCGAGAAAUACACAGUCUACAGAGAGCAAGAACCUGUGAGCAUUCGUUCCCUCUCAGCCUCAGAGUACAUCCUGAAGAUUUCCAGGCUGCAUGUUGGACUUUACAAGGCAACUAUAACUAGUGAGGAUAUGAAUUGGUGUUGCCUUCCGAAAUCCAGCAAAGACGAGAACCCAUACUCUCACUCCAUAGGUGGCAUUUAUUCUGAGAAGAACAUAAGGCUCUUCUCCUAUGGUGAGUUGAGAUCUGCAACAGACAACUUCAAUCGCACAAACAAAGUUGGCCGAGGUGGAUUUGGGACGGUAUAUAAGGGAACAAUUAGAAACGGGCAAGAGAUUGCGGUAAAAGUCCUUUCUGCUGAAUCCAGGCAAGGCAUCAGAGAAUUCUUGACAGAAAUUGAUGUCAUUAGCAAUGUGAAGCAUCCCAACCUUGUUGAAUUAAUUGGCUGUUGCGUUGAAGGAAAUAACCGAAUUUUGGUGUAUGAAUAUCUUAAAAACAGCAGCCUCGACCGUGCACUGUUGGGUUCUAACAGUGAACCUGCUAACUUUACUUGGAGCAUAAGAUCUACUAUAUGCAUUGGAGUUGCUACAGGUCUUGCAUACCUGCAUGAAGAGAUUGCAUCACCCAUUGUACACAGAGACAUCAAGGCUAGCAACAUACUUCUUGACAGAAAUUACAUCCCCAAGAUCGGAGAUUUCGGUCUGGCCAAGUUAUUUCCUGAUAAUAUCACCCACAUCAGUACCCGUGUAGCUGGAACAACAGGUUACCUUGCACCUGAAUAUGCCCGGCAUGGCCAGUUAACUAAGAAAGCAGAUAUAUACAGCUUUGGGGUCCUUGUGCUCGAGAUCGUGAGCGGCAAAAGUAGUUCAAGGAGCCUACUGACUGAUGAUCAAGUUCUCAUAGAGAAGACAUGGGAGCUAUAUGAAGCAAAAAGGCUCAUGGAACUGGUUGAUACAUCCCUGGAAGACUACCCUGAAGAUGAAAUCCUCCGGUACAUCAAGGUCGCGCUCUUCUGCACCCAGGCGGCGGCGGCACGGAGGCCGUCGAUGCCGCAGGUCCUGACCAUGCUGUCGAAGCCCAUCCGGAUCAACGAGAGCGAGCUGACGGCGCCGGGAUACAUCCACGACAUGACGACGGUGUCCAAGGCGACCACCUCCAGCACCUCAAGGUUCAAGCACUCGGGAUCGGAGGAUUCCAACACGUUCAGCAUGGUUGUUCCACCAACUGUGUCUGAGAUGAGCCCCAGGUGAAGCAACACCAGACAGAUCAGCAGAUGUAAUACUUGCGUUGUAAACUGGCAACUAUGUAGAGUGAAGGACCUGACGGUACAUAGAGUGCAUGUGUAGUGGUGUUUUCUUCUGCCAAUGCGGCAGCUAGAUCUUGUAAAUAUAGAUUAGUGAUUCAUGUCAUAGCAAUGCAAUGCAAGAUUGUCACUUGUUGCA
Molecule: messenger RNA, 1639 nt
Organism: Phragmites australis (common reed)
Lineage: Eukaryota; Viridiplantae; Streptophyta; Magnoliopsida; Poales; Poaceae
Product: cold-responsive protein kinase 1-like
Exons: 7
Coding region: 329-1447 (372 amino acids)
Biological process (GO): protein phosphorylation
Molecular function (GO): ATP binding; protein kinase activity
Source: RefSeq, a predicted model, not a curated record